AUGCCCUUUUUCCGCGACCUUUCCAAGCCCCAACCGCUGGAGUUUCACGCAGAGAUGCUGCUGGGCAUGCAGAGACCCCACAAUGGCAGCCUGCAGCGCCGGCACACCAUGAAGGAAGCCAAGGACAUGAAGAACCGUCUGGGGAUUUUUCGGCGGCGAAACGAGUCCCCGGGGGCCAACCCCUCCGGCAAGCUGGACAAAGUGCUCAAGUCUCUCAAGCCCACUCCUGAGGAAGCUCUCAAGUGGGGGGACUCCCUGGAGAAGCUGCUGCUGCACAAAUACGGACUCGCUGCCUUCAGGGCCUUCCUGCGCACCGAGUUCAGCGAGGAGAACCUGGAGUUCUGGCUGGCCUGUGAGGAGUUCAAGAAGAUCAAAUCCCAGUCCAAGAUGGUCUCCAAGGCCAAGAAGAUCUUCGCCGAGUACAUUGCCAUCCAGUCCUGCAAGGAGGUCAACCUGGACUCCUACACACGGGAGCACACCAAGGAGAACCUGCAGAACAUCACCCGCAGCUGCUUCGACCUUGCGCAGAAGAGGAUUUAUGGGCUUAUGGAGAAGGACUCGUACCCCCGCUUCCUCCGCUCUGACUUGUACUUAGACAUAAUUAACCAGAAGAAAGCCAGCUCCCCGCUGUAG
Molecule: messenger RNA, 633 nt
Organism: Cariama cristata (Red-legged seriema)
Lineage: Eukaryota; Metazoa; Chordata; Aves; Cariamiformes; Cariamidae
Product: regulator of G-protein signaling 3-like
Exons: 5
Coding region: 1-633 (210 amino acids)
Biological process (GO): signal transduction
Cellular component (GO): plasma membrane; nucleus
Source: RefSeq, a predicted model, not a curated record